AGUAAUUUAAAAACUUUUUGCAAAUAUUGUAUCAAUGCUCUAGGAGAAGAAGAAGGAAAAAAUACCUAUUUUCCUAAUAAAAAAGACCAAAUUAUAUUACAUUUAAAAAAAUGUUUACAUUUUCUUGAUGCAACUAUAGCUAAAGAACAAGCUGAAAUAUUCAAGUUAAUAUCAGAUAACAAUUCAUCUACUAAAAAAAGAUAUUCAUCUCGAAAAAUAGUAGUUCGUUCAAAACCUUAUGGCCCAAUAGACAACUAUGCUGUUCAGGCUUUAUCAAAAGAAGAUGCUAAACAAUUUAACAAACUUUUACUUAGAAUGACAGUUUCUUAUGUUAUAGAUAAAACUGAAUUAAUGCUUUUAGAAUUAGAGUCAAUUAAUAUUAAAGUAUGUACUAUCAUUACUAAUAGUGCAGGUGCUUAUGCGGCUACAAG
Scutellospora calospora is the source of this 431-nucleotide messenger RNA. The record is from the annotation of a GenBank genome assembly. NCBI's taxonomy places the organism in Eukaryota, Fungi, Glomeromycota, Glomeromycetes, Diversisporales, Gigasporaceae.